AGUUCCAUAAAAUGAAACCCAAAACCUCAAAAGACUUAAGUUGAGUCUCCUCAUCUGUCUCUCUCUCGCUCAAAACCCAGAAAAUCUAAAAGAAGAAAAAGCUUUCUUUGGGAACUAUCUCUGUGUCUCUUCUCCUUCAAUUCUCCAUGUCUGAUGAGGCCAGAGAUGAUGUUUUCCACCAUAACCCAUUUCACUAUCCCUCCAUGUAUAACCAGAUUGUUCAUGGUGGGGUUGGGGAGACUUCAUCAGCUAGGGAUCUUCGUGGUUCUGAUCCAUCUUUCAUGUCCUUCACUGACUGUUUACAUGGCUCAAUGGAUUACAAUUCACUAGCAAGAGCUUUCGAGUUUUCGUGUUCAUCGCCGCCUGAUUUGUUUGUUUCAGAUAGUAAUUCUCACAAGUUGAGUGGUGGUGGUGGUGGUGGUGGCGGUGGUGGUGGUGGUGGUAGUAGUGGUGGUGGUGGUCAGGGUGAUUCAGUGGGGACUGGUUGUGACAUUUCAGCAACAGCGAAUUCAUCUGUGUCUUCUUCUUCUAGUGAAGCUGCGGCUGAAGAAGACUCAGGGAAAAGCAAGAAAGGUCAACAGCCUAAAGGAUCUGAAGAUGGGCCAGAAAAAUCUAAGAAAGUGAAUAACAAGCCCAAAAAGAAAGGAGAGAAGAGGCAAAGAGAACCGCGAUUUGCUUUCAUGACGAAAAGUGAGGUUGAUCAUCUUGAAGAUGGAUACAGAUGGAGAAAAUAUGGGCAGAAGGCAGUGAAGAAUAGUCCUUACCCAAGGAGCUAUUAUAGGUGCACUAGCCAGAAGUGUACAGUGAAGAAACGCGUCGAGAGAUCAUUUCAGGAUCCAUCUAUUGUGAUUACUACAUAUGAAGGCCAACACAUCCAUCCAAUCCCUUCGGCACUUCGAGGGAAUGCAGCGGCCGCCGGACUAUUUGCACCUUCAAUGUUAACAACACUGCGAAGGCCCGGACCAAUGUUCCCCCAUGAACUACUGAUUCAAAUGCCUCAUCCCACAAAUAGCCAAGGUGACACAAGCUCCAUGUACACACAAAACUUUACUACUAUUCAGCAGCUCCACCAGUUUCCUGACUAUGGCCUUCUUCAAGACAUAGUACCUCCCUUCUUCCCAAAGCAACAACCAUGAUAUGAAACCUCUACUUAAUUAUAUCUCUUAUCCUACUUACAUUGUACAUGUAUUAAAUUUUCCAUCCUGAACCUAUGCCUGUAUGAUAUGGGUAGGGCAUUAAAUUCAUCUUUUGACUUAUUAGAGCACAAAUAUUCUUCUUGAUCUUACAAAACCCACUUCAGUUUUGUCAAAAGGUGCAUCACUCUCUUUCUAUUUGUGAAAAGCUGGUCGGUAAUUAGGUUUCAAAUAAGGGAAACAAGUAUAAGAAUGGAGCUUUCUUAGAGGAUUGCAUGCUUUUGCUAAAAUGCAUUUAAUGUAUUUUAGUUGUUUGAUAUGAAGAUGUGGGACUGCAAGGAGUUGGGAAGAUACAUAUAUAAAAGGCCAGUUUCAGUUAGAAAACCUAGACUUUAUUAGAAGAGAAAAUAAGGGUUUUUUAGGGAUGGAAGUCAGGGGAAGGAAGGAUAUGAUUGUAGUGUGAGAAAGGGAAUUGUGGGCCUUAGUAUUAGAAAACCCAACAGCCUUUCUACUUCUCUUGUCUUUUUCUUUUUGCAUAUAAUUUGAAUUCCAAAAACAAGUUUUCAAUGAAGACUCAUCUUAAUUGA
Macadamia integrifolia is the source of this 1720-nucleotide messenger RNA. RefSeq names its product WRKY transcription factor 71. Lineage: Eukaryota; Viridiplantae; Streptophyta; Magnoliopsida; Proteales; Proteaceae. Gene Ontology annotation, biological process: regulation of DNA-templated transcription. The transcript has 3 exons. The record is from RefSeq and is a predicted model, not a curated record. Bases 147 to 1136 code for a protein of 329 amino acids. Gene Ontology annotation, molecular function: DNA-binding transcription factor activity; sequence-specific DNA binding.